Centropristis striata (black sea bass) is the source of this 6772-nucleotide messenger RNA. RefSeq names its product A disintegrin and metalloproteinase with thrombospondin motifs 7. The transcript has 24 exons. Gene Ontology annotation, biological process: extracellular matrix organization; proteolysis. The record is from RefSeq and is a predicted model, not a curated record. Gene Ontology annotation, cellular component: extracellular matrix. Lineage: Eukaryota; Metazoa; Chordata; Actinopteri; Perciformes; Serranidae. The coding region runs from base 454 to 5841 and encodes 1795 amino acids. Gene Ontology annotation, molecular function: metalloendopeptidase activity.
CAACUGGAUUGAAGCGCCGUAUCCGAUUCCUUGGAGUAGCAUUCCCCUUUAAGCCCGCAGUCCUGCUGAAAGAUAGCCCAUUGUCUUAAGUCCACCCAUCUGUGGGGGUGGCUCUGAGAAAGUUUGCAGGGAAAAGUUUUCAAGCUGUCACUGGCUGUUGGUGGGACACUGAUGGAGGACAGAGGGGACAGCUACUCGCAAGCAAACGUUAACACCGACAGACAAACAAGUUAAAAAAGAAAAGAAAAGAGAGAGAAUGCAGCAGAGACAGUCCGUGGAUGCAGACCAUGUUCAAGCCUUACUCUGAGGAGUUUGUUGGGACUGUCACAGUUUAAGUGCAUGGUCGCAACAAAGCGAAAAUUGCACCCAGCCCAGAUGGAAAUAAUUUGACAAUCGACACGGUGUCAGAAAGGCGUUAAAUGUUUCUUAAAUAUAAGCUACCGUCCUGACAAAAUGACCCGUUUGGACUGCGGGUUUCGACAAGGAGGCUCUCCCAUUCACCUCUUCAUCGCUCUCCUCACGCUCCUGGAAAACUGCAAGACAUUGGGAUUAGCUCCAGAGCCAGCUUUGACAGAGAGAUUUCUGCAGGAUCUCCCUCAGUAUGAAGUGGUUCACCCCACCAGAGUGGAUGCCAGAGGUCACUUCCUGUCCAACUUCCUGUCCCACCAUGCUCGCCGUGUACAGCGACGGGAAGCCUCAGAGGGAACGGCGGACGCAGAUCGAGUCUUCUACCAGUUGUGGCACGGCGGCCACAGUUUGCACUUUAACCUCACCCUCAACCCUCACCUGCUAGCUCCUGGCUUCCUGACGGAGAGGAGGUAUGGUGGGCUAGAUGGAGCUCAGAUCCAUCCUCCUGGAUCCUCGCGGUGCCACUUCUUAGGUGAAGUGUGGGAUGAGGCCAUUGGUAAAGGCAGCGCGGCCCUAAGUACCUGUGAUGGACUGACAGGACUGUUCAAGUUGUCUGAUGAGGAGUUUUUCAUUCAGCCUCUAGAGAAGUCGAUCGAUGAGACCUCUGCACCUCAGGCCCACGCCAUCUACAAACGCCACGUGUCCCCUCCCUCCUGGAGUCCAGUCAUACAGCCCAUCUCAGGGAAACAACCUCUAAACGGUACCUGUGGAAUCAAAAAUUCCCAUCAAAGGUUUGAAGACAUUGAGAGACAGCGGGAGCGGUGGGAGCACCGGCAGCAGGGAAGAAGGAGGAGAAUUCGUCAGCGCUCAGUCAGCAAAGAGAAGUGGGUGGAAACGCUGGUGGUGGCCGACCCGAAAAUGGUGGAGCACCAUGGGAGCAAAGCUGUGGAAAGCUACGUCCUCGCUGUCAUGAACAUUGUGGCGGGUCUGUUCCGAGAUGCCAGUAUUGGAAACGCAAUCAACAUUGUGGUUGUUCGACUCAUCCUACUGGAGCAGGAUGAGGAUGACUUAAAGAUUACACACCAUGCUGACAACAGCUUGAACAGCUUCUGUAAGUGGCAGAAGAAGCUCAACAUGAAGGGGGAGGAACACCCGCUGCACCACGAUGUAGCAGUUCUUCUCACCAGGAAGGACAUCUGUGCAGCCAUCAACAUGCCCUGUGAGACUCUGGGUCUGUCCCAUGUGGCGGGGAUGUGUCAGGCACAUCGCAGUUGCAGCAUUAGUGAGGACACUGGGCUCCCGUUGGCCUUCACUGUAGCUCACGAGCUGGGACACAACUUUGGGAUUCAGCAUGAUGGCAACGGUAAUGACUGUGAACCCAUUGGGAAACGACCUUUCGUCAUGUCUCCACAGCUCCUGUACGGCACAUCCAUGCCCAGGUGGUCACGCUGCAGUCGCCAGUAUAUCACCCGCUUUCUCGAUCGCGGCUGGGGCUGGUGCCUUGAUGAUGCGCCAGGGAAGGAUAAGCUGUCUCUGAACUCGGUGCUUCCCGGGGUUCUGUACAGCGCUGCCCAUCAGUGUCGGCUGCAGUACGGCUCUGGGUCCCUGCUCUGCGAUGACAUGGACAAUGUAUGCAGCACUCUGUGGUGCACUGUGGGAACGACCUGCCACUCAAAGCUGGACGGGGCUGUGGAUGGGACCAGUUGUGGAGAGGACAAGUGGUGUGUCAGUGGAGAGUGUGUGGCAACUGGAUUUCAGCCAGAGAGUGUACAUGGAGGCUGGGCAUCGUGGGGCGAGUGGUCGGCCUGUUCCAGGACGUGUGGGGCUGGAGUUGAGAGUGCCCAGAGAGACUGUGACAACCCAGUGCCGAAGCACAGAGGCAAAUAUUGUUUGGGAGAGAGACAGAGGUACCGGAUCUGCAACACCACACCGUGUCCUCAGGACGUGCCCACCUUCAGAGACAUACAGUGUGGUCACUUCAACAGCUUACCAUACAAGGGCAAGUUCUAUAAGUGGGAAGCAGUCAUCAACAGAGUCAGCCCUUGUGAACUGCACUGCCGUCCACUGAAAGAAUUGUUUUCUGAUAAGAUGAGGGACGCUGUCACUGACGGGACGCCGUGCUACCAAGGCAACAAAAGCAGAGAUAUGUGCAUCAAUGGCAUCUGUAAGAAUAUAGGCUGUGACUUUGGGAUCGACUCCGCUGCUGUAGAGGAUCGCUGUGGGGUGUGUAACGGUAACGGAUCCACCUGUACGACAGUGAGGAGAACAUUUGAGGAAACCGAAGGACUUGGCUAUGUGGACAUUGGACUGAUCCCAGAGGGAGCCAGGGACAUCCGCAUUGAGGAGGUGGCUGAAGCUGGGAAUUUUUUGGCGCUACGAAGUGACAACCCAAACAAGUAUUUUCUGAAUGGUGGCUGGACCAUACAGUGGAAUGGAGAGUACAAGGCAGCCGGGACAGUAUUCACCUAUGAGAGGACAGGACACCUGGAGAACCUGACGUCUCCUGGGCCCACCAUGGAACCACUGUGGAUUCAGCUUCUGUUCCAGGAGACCAAUCCAGGGGUGCGGUACGAGUAUACAAUCAGUCAAAAUGUCUCAGAGGAUAACAACAUCCCUACGUCAGUUUUCUUCUGGAAAUACGGUUCAUGGACUGAAUGCAGUGUAACCUGUGGAACAGGUGUUCAGAGGCAGAUGGUUCACUGUGUGGAAAAGACUACUGGGAUAGUGGAGGAGCAGUUCUGUGACCCUUUAACCCGACCUGACGAUAACAGAACCAGCUGUAACAAGGAUCCAUGUCCAGCCAUAUGGUGGGUCGGAGAGUGGCAGAAAUGCUCAGCGAGCUGUGGGAGCUCGGGCCAGACCAAAAGGACAGUGAUCUGCAUCCAGGCAGUGAGUGCGGAGGAGCAGAAAGCUCUGCAGUCCAGCGAAUGCGAACAUAUACCCAAACCUGAGUCACUGUCGUCCUGCAACACACACAUCCCCUGCCCAGCAGACUGGAGCACCAGCAGCUGGUCAAAAUGUUCACUGACUUGUGGAAGCGGAGUUCGUCGCCGUAAUGUAACCUGCUCCAGAAACACGGGUGUUGACUGUGACCCUCUGAAGAAGCCCCUCGCUGUCGCCACCUGCCUUAUCCAGGAGUGUCCACAAGUGGUGGAUAACUUUGGUGGUAUCGACUGGUCUGGAAGUGGCUGGUCGAGCAAAGAAGUGCUCAAUGAAAUAAACUCCAUUCCUGAAGUGAAACUUCCUCCCAAACACAGCACCACCAGAGCCCAGCCAAGAAGUAAUAAUAAUAACAUAGUGGAGGGAGAUUUUCACUAUCACAACAACAUCGAAAAUAUUAAUCACUCUCCAGAAAAGAGUGUUCAAGUUGAUGAUUUUUACUAUGACUAUAAUUUCAUUAACUUCCAUGAGGACUUGUCAGACGACUUUGAGAGCGAUGGAAAAGAUUCAGAAGAUGGAUUCAAAGCUCCACAACAGGCCGAACCAACUGGCAGCAUGAAAGAAAAUGCUUUAAUGGAAACUACAAGAGCUCCUUUAGCUAUUUCUACUAUUUCAGAGGCCACUGCCUACACUUUGUACACAGAAGAUCUGCAGAACACAAAGAAGGAUGACGACAAUGCAGCAACAAGGGAGUCAAUACAAACGGAUUCUGAAAAUGUGGAUGAUCUCCUUUCUGAGGAUUUUCUCCUGCCUGUGACGACAACUCGCUCACCGCUUUUUUCUACAACUCCUAAAGUGACGAAUGAUGACGAUUAUGUGUGGUGGAAUGAAAAAAUAAUAAGCACAAUGCCCAGUCUGGUUUUCACUUCAGAGGAGCCUCCACAGGUUGUGGAAUGCGAGGAAUAUGGUGAAGGAGCUGAAAAAAACGAGGACAUUUUCACUGAGGAGGUCACUCUGACUCCAAGACCUGCUGCUCCAACUCCCGGACAUCAAACCACUAUCAAUUAUAUUGUUACUAGAACAGUGAGUGCUCAGGAAACAGACGAACAUGAUGAUUAUGAGUACAGCUACGAAGAAAAAAGUACAUUAGGUUCUGAAGAUGAAGAGAGUCCAGAACCUGUCAGCUCUCCCACACCAGAAACUAUAAUCCAGGUUAAGACUGAACUGGAUGAAGGUGCUUCAGAAAUACCUCAAACAACCAGUCAAUCAACAUUAUUUCCUGUGGACUUUAAUUUUGAUACAGUAUAUGCCACUAGUGAGAGUAAUCCAUGGGAUUCAGACCUCAGUGCAACCUCACUUCCUGCCUCUGAGACAUCCACUCCUCUCCCCGAUCCCUUUCUGCUACUCUCAGGUAACCAGGAGGCGUCUGAGGACUCCACAUCGUUAACUGGAACUGAAAUCAUACCUCCUACAAACCUGGACGGAACUACCCGGACUCCUCCAGCGCAUUUCCUGCCAGCUACAGUGAAACGGACACCGACAAAACCCACCUACAGUGAAAGAACUGGAACAGACUCCUCGUCUCCAGCUCUGUCGUUCGAUUCAGCUGAUUUUGACUACAAUGAAAUAGUCGUUCCCCCGAUGUUGAGGAGCAGCAGUAACACUGAUCCAGAUGCAACACAUGUGCAGCACAUGGAAUCACCAACACCUGCUAUGCACACUUUGCCAACACAUCCUCCGAUUCUGUGGCCCUUUCCAACAUCAACCCCAACUACAGCCUCCACACAGGUCACUACAGCUGCCUACUGGGUCACCGGAAACUGGAGCACUUGCUCCACCAGCUGUGGUCUCGGUGCCAUCUGGAGGACUUUGGCUUGCAGUACUGGCUCUGACUCCGACUGUGAUCCGGCCAAGAGGCCUGCACCAGCCCAACGAUGUUACCUGCGCCCCUGCGCCACAUGGAAAGUUGAGGAAUGGAGCAAGUGCUCCAAGAAUUGUGACAUCGGCAUUAAAUUACGAGAGGUUCAGUGUUUUGACCUGCGGGAUCAACGACCCCUACGACCUUUCCACUGCAGGGCCAUGUCCUCCAGGCCGCACACCCAAAUGACCUGUAACCUUCAGCCAUGUCUCGACUGGUACACGUCCUCCUGGGGUCAGUGCUCUGAGGUGUGUGGGGGAGGGGACCAGCAGCGUAUGGUCACAUGUCCAGAGGAAGAUCGAUGUGACGAGGACCUUCAGCCCAGCAACAUACAACCGUGUAAUAAUCAGUCCUGCAUUCAGUGGCUUACUGGAUCAUGGGGAGAGUGUUCGGCUUCCUGUGGUGGCGGAGUGCAGCGUCGACUCAUCAAAUGUGUGAACACGAAGGCUGAGACAGAAGAAGAAGUGGAUCAAGCUCAAUGUGGCCAGGAGCUGCGCCCUGAAAGCAUCAAGAAGUGUAACUUACAGGAGUGCAAAGGCUCUCCAUCUGGAGCAGUUUGCCCUCGAGAUCGCCUAACAUUUCGUUUUUGUCAGACUCUCCGCUUGCUCGGCCGCUGCCACCUACCCAAUGUACGAGCACAGUGCUGCAAAACCUGCAGCCAGCGUGCCCGUUCCAGCAGCACGUCUCGCCGCUGACCUGCAACAAAGUAACCACUCAACAGAAACACUGAUGACAUAAAUCAUCAUUUAAAGUCAACAAUCUGAGCCUCUUUAUGUUUUCAUCACCACUAAAGACUAAUUAUGAAUUAGUCCCACUCCAAAACUCGGCGUGUUUGUACUGGUGACAUUAUUAUACAGGUCUGAAAUUAAUUUCCUCUUUCUUAGCAAAACGAUGAGAAUGUAAAUAUUUGUUUGCACUUUUUUAUUAUACAGUUUGACCAGAAUGUCACUUUUAUAAAUCAAGAUUUCUUGCGGCGCUGCAUAAGAGCUCUCCUAUGUAGCCAAUUUAAUAAUGCGUUAUUACACAUGUAGAUAAACCACUCAUUCACCAUUAUGGUUGGUACAGUGCUUUCAUUUUAUGGACAGCAGCAGAAACUGAUUAAAACAAACAGGUAUACAAUUUGCAAUGUGGUUUUUACGCAUAUGUGGUACAAGCGUUAUGAAGCAAGAAAUACAUGGUGCAAAAAUGCUUCAUGUGACAUUUAUAAAUGAUUGAUCAUUCGCUAACCUCCUCAGUUACUGUGGCUACACCUGGAUUAAUGCAGAAAAUAAACUCUAUGGCAAACAGAAAUGAAUUAAACUUACAUGUAAGUAUCAUUGUAUCAGUAGCAGUAUCAUCAUAAAUGCAAUUGCCAGAAGUAAAAAAAACUGAAGUUAGGCUACAAACACACACACCUUUGUAGCAUGACUUUAACUUCACCACUAAACUAUUGUAAUACCACUUAGCCACUUGUUAGCGACCGCCGCAUGAAAAGAUUUACUUAAGUAUUUGAUGUCAAAGAAUAAGACAGUAAGAUCUCUUAAGCUUUUGUUAAUCAAAAAACAUAUUUUCAGGCAUAUAACAAAAAACCCAUUAAAAAAAAACAUUGACAUUGACUGCAAAAAGGGCGACUCAUUCCCAGGUUUA